Messenger RNA from Gadus chalcogrammus (walleye pollock), 1729 nucleotides. RefSeq names its product LIM domain transcription factor LMO4-like. The transcript is spliced from 5 exons. The coding region runs from base 509 to 1102 and encodes 197 amino acids. The record is from RefSeq and is a predicted model, not a curated record. Lineage: Eukaryota; Metazoa; Chordata; Actinopteri; Gadiformes; Gadidae.
UUGAGCUGUCACACGCAUUAACAAGAGUUGCGGAGGUUGUGCGCUCUUUACAGACAACAAACCCUCGUUUUGUAUGUUAAUAACCGUCUAAUAAUGACUUGCAAAGUAUAGGUACUGUAACGGGAUCUGACGUCGUGGAGACUUUGCUCAACUCUAGUCCGCUCAGCUUUUCCAGCUCAUUUACCGGAGCAGAUCUGAAGAUAUGGAAUUUAUAACAAAACGAACAAAGCUAUGGUUAUAUAACUAAACGGACCAGAGCCUCUCAGUUUGUUUGUUUGUUUGUUAGGUUUUUGGGCUUCUCAACCGCAGGAUUUCUGGAACCUCAAGGUAUGCUCCCGCUCUCUGUGCAUGCGUAAAAUCCUAAGAUCUCCAGACGCGUUUUACGCAAAGCGCGUGAAAUGUCCCGUGAUGAACAGCAACAUGGCACUUCUAUUCUCGUGGGGCAAAAUUUCAUAUCGCGGCUGUUAGUCAUGAUACGGUGACAUAUUACCACCAUCGCAGCUCCAGGAUGGUGAACAGCCAGGCCUCCAGCCUGCCUCCCAGCUCCAGGGUGUGUGCUGGCUGCGGGGGAAAGAUCUCAGAGCGCUUCCUGCUCUUCUCCAUGGAUCGCUACUGGCACACGCGCUGCCUCAAGUGCUCGUGCUGCCAGGCCCAUCUGGGGGACAUCGGUUCCUCCUGCUACUCCAAGGGGGGCAUGAUCCUCUGCCGCAGCGACUACCUCAGAUUGUUUGGUCACAGCGGGGCUUGUGGCGCGUGCGGACAGUCCAUCCCGGCCAAUGAGAUGGUGAUGCGGGCACAGGGGGACGUGUUCCACCUCAAGUGUUUCAGCUGUGCAACGUGUCGGAACCGGCUGGUACCGGGGGAUCGCUUCCACUACGUCAACGGAACCAUCUUCUGUGAACACGACCGGCCCGGUAACACUCUGGUCGCUAACCACGAUCGCCCCGGCAACGGACACCUUGGUAACCUGCACCACGAUCGGCCCGGCAACGGCCUCCUCGGCAACCGCCACCACCACGAUCGCCCCGGCAACGGUCUCAUCGGGACCCACCUGCCCCAGCUUCAGAGCAGCUCGGUGCUGACGGACCAGAAGGUUUGUUGAGUGGCACGGGGAACGGCUUGGACACAAAACCGGAAGCGCUUGUUGUGGUCAUGGACUCUCAUCUUCACUCAACUCCGACCUCACCAACCAGAUGGACCACCCUUCAUUUUUUACGACCCCCUUUUGUGCUUGUAGUAGACGUGAAGGAGGGUGUGUUGCUGUGUGUGGACUACAGUCAGAUACGGAUGUUGGGGAGCAACGCAACAUGGGGGCAGACGGACAAGACAACCCAUGAACAUGAACAGACCAAGAAAAAGACUUAUAACUGAAAAAUAUGGCUAGCCAUAAUAGCCAUUCGUGAUCUCAAACUCUCCUGAUCUACAAUGUUGUAUGACUUAUAUUGUAAAUGGUAACCCCUUUUUCAAACAAAUCUAGACAUUUACACGCACAAAUAUACACACAUAAACACGCACACACAUACAUCCAAACACAUACAGUAUAUGUGACAUGAGGAUGUCAAAUAUGAACGAUUGUUUUUUAUGGUAUUUCACACUGUUCUGUAUUUCUGUGUGUGUUUGUGUGAAUGUAAGAGGGAGAGAGAGUGAGAGAGAGAGAGAGAGAGAGAGAGAGAGAGAGAGAGAGAGAGAGAGAGAAUCAUGUACAGUGAAAAAUAUCCUAUUAAAAAGA